Molecule: messenger RNA, 2028 nt
Organism: Aspergillus tanneri
Lineage: Eukaryota; Fungi; Ascomycota; Eurotiomycetes; Eurotiales; Aspergillaceae
Product: Nonribosomal peptide synthetases (NRPS)
Exons: 1
Coding region: 1-2028 (675 amino acids)
Biological process (GO): amino acid activation for nonribosomal peptide biosynthetic process; secondary metabolite biosynthetic process
Cellular component (GO): cytoplasm
Molecular function (GO): catalytic activity; phosphopantetheine binding
Source: RefSeq, a predicted model, not a curated record
AUGCAAGCCUAUACCGCUCCUCUGGAGGACAGGAUUCCGCCACCUACCGAAAAUGAAAGGCAACUUCAAAGACUGAUCGCUGAAGUCUUGCAACUACCUCUGGGGAGGGUCGGAAUGCAGGACAACUUCUUCCAGCUGGGAGGAGACUCUAUCCUAGCGAUGACCCUUGUGGUGAUAACAAGAAAGGCAGGCUAUUACAUCACAAUGGCUGAUAUAUUUAAUCACUCACAGCUCCAUGACCUGGCAGCGACAGCAGCAAGUACCUCUGAAAAUGACCCGGAGGAUCCAGGGGUUCUCCCGUAUUCUCUCCUGAAUGGGGUAGACAGUACCGAUUCUCUGAUCAAGCAAACUUCUGAGGCGUGCAAUGUACACGAAACUAGCAUCGAAGACAUCUACCCAUGCACUGCAUUACAGGAAGGGCUAAUGGCGUUGUCGACGAAGCUGUCCGGUCAGUAUAUUGAGCAGAUUCGAUAUGAGUUGCACUCCAAUAUCGACCUCGGUCGGUUCAUAUCCGCAUGGGAUGCGACUGCUAGAGCAAAUCCCAUCCUCCGCAUCAGAAUCGUGCAGAUACAAAACAAUACAAUGUAUCAGAUCGUGGUGCGAGACAUACCUCUAUGGCACCAUUUUGACGAUGUCAACAUGUUCAAAGUCCAUGUUGCAACUGCCAACAAUAUGGGGCUGGGAGAUGCAUUGGUUGAUCUCUCCAUUAUCAAGUCAUCAGAAGAUUCGCAAAGUUAUCAAUUUUUCCUACAUCAUGCUGUGUACGACGGUUGGUCCCUCCAGCUUCUCUGGAAGCAUGUCCAAGUCGCUUACGACCAAAAACCCGUGUCCUCGACUCCCUUCAGUCGCUACAUUCGACAUACUAUGGACAACGCAGUGGGGGCCGAGGAGUUCUGGGCAUCUCAGUUUGCAAAUAUACACGCUCCAGUCUUCCCUAGCCUCCCCUCCACACGAUAUGUGCCCACCCCAACUUCGGUAUUCGAACGCGAAAUCUCCACCCGCUUUCAACCACACAGCAGCGAACACACCCUAUCAGCCAUGAUUCAGCUCGCUUGGUCGAUCAUCCUAUCAUCUUACACUGACUCUGAUGACGUGCUGUUUGGUCUGACUGUACAUGGGCGCAAUGCAGCUGUUCCGGGAAUUGACAACACGACAGGCACAACCAUCGCGACAGUUCCAUUCCGGGUGCAGCUCAGCUCACAAAGCACUGUCCAAGAUUCUGUCUUGGAACUGCGCAGGCACAUGACGGCAAUGAUACCUUUCGAACAUUUCGGCCUUCAGAGAAUCGGCGCAUUGGGUUCAGACGCCGCAGCGGCCUGCAACUUCCAAUGCCAUAUCGGUAUCCAGCCUCCAUCAUCCGGGUCUAUUAUAAGUCCAAGGCUAGUAAAAAGCGGAAUAAGCUGCCAUGACAGCUACUCUGCAUUUGCCAAUUAUUCUCUAGUCCUCGUAUUCCACCUGAACGACAAAGACAAGGGAAACGUCGUGGUGAAUGUCAUCCACGACGCCAAGGUCAUUUCUUCGGCGGCGACAAAACGAAUGAUCUAUCAAUUUGAACACAUCCUAAAUCAGGCCAUUGGGAGCCCAGAAACCACUCUGGACAGACUCGAUAUAGUAUCUCCGCAAGAUAUGAUGCAGUUAUCCGAAUGGCACCAAGCUCUCCCUCAGGCACAUGAAGAUUCUGGCCUCUAUGAGCUCGUCCUAUCGCAUGCGGUACAACACCCCCACGCAUCUGCGAUCUAUGCUUGGGAUGGAGUAGUCAGCUAUCUGGAGCUUGAUGACCUAUCCUUGCGACUAGCAAAAAGGUUGCAGGGGCUGGGAGUUCGGCGGGGCUCCAUGAUACCCUUGUGUCUAGACCGGUCCAAGUGGGUAAUCAUCUGCAUGAUUGCUGUCCUCCGCGCGGGUGGUGCUUGUGUCAUGCUAGAUCCAAGUCACCCUACGGAACGAACGGAAGACAUCCUACGACGCACGGAAGCGGAGCUCGUGCUCACGUCUUCUGUUCAUCAAGACCGGUUUGCCAACAUCAGGUGA